Umbelopsis ramanniana AG is the source of this 1327-nucleotide messenger RNA. RefSeq lists its product as uncharacterized. Lineage: Eukaryota; Fungi; Mucoromycota; Umbelopsidomycetes; Umbelopsidales; Umbelopsidaceae. The transcript has 11 exons. Gene Ontology annotation, molecular function: calcium:proton antiporter activity. The coding region runs from base 53 to 1222 and encodes 389 amino acids. Gene Ontology annotation, cellular component: fungal-type vacuole membrane. The record is from RefSeq and is a predicted model, not a curated record. Gene Ontology annotation, biological process: calcium ion transmembrane transport; intracellular calcium ion homeostasis.
AGCUGGCGACAAGCAAUUUUUGUGCAUCUGUUCUAGCUGCAAACUGUCAGAAAUGAGCGAAAGAGCGCCUCUUCUGGGUAAUUCACCCAACGCAAUACAUCAUGCUGAGCCAUCGUUUGUCUCGUCUUUCAAAUAUGCACUGUGCUCCACAUACUUCAAUGUGUUCUUGAUCUUCGUGCCGCUUGCCAUUACGGCGUCAUUUCUGAAAUGGUCAGACACUGUGGUGUUCACUCUUAACUUUUUGGCUAUCAUGCCGCUAGCCAAACUAUUAGGAUUGGCAACCGAGGAGCUUGCACUUCGUACUGGUUCCACCGUGGGAGCUCUGUUGAACUCCACAUUCGGCAAUGCCGUGGAGCUUAUUUUAGGAUUCAUUGCCCUCAAAGAAGGUCUGAUUCGGGUCGUGCAAGCCUCGAUUCUUGGCUCCAUGCUUUCAAAUAUCUUAUUGGUGCUCGGUUUCUGUUUCUUUCUCGGAGGCAUUUAUUACCCGGAGCAAUCUUUCAAUGUCACAGCUGCACAAACUUCCUCAUCACUCUUGGCCCUAACCACGCUGGCCCUCCUUAUUCCUGCGGCAUUUAGCGCUACAUCGGCUAGUGGAGACGAACGAAUCGCUGGUAUUCUCAACCUCAGUCAUGCAACGGCUAUUUGCCUCCUGAUUAUCUACGUUUUGUUUUUGUUUUUCCAGCUCAAGACACACAAUCACUUGUAUGAAGAGGAACCCGAUGAUGAGGAACAACCCCAGACGACCCUCAUGUUUUCUAUACUAUUGCUGGUUAUGAUUGCUGCUUUAGUCUCACUUCAUGCCGAAUUCCUAGUUGGAAGCAUUGAAGGAAUUGUGGAGCGAUGGGGUAUCAAUGAGACAUUUGUCGGUAUAAUUUUGCUUCCUAUUGUUGGAAAUGCUGCAGAGCAUGUGAGCUCGGUAACAUUUGCUCUAAAGGACAAGAUGAAUCUCUGUAUAGGCAUUGCUGUAGCUUCUUCCCUUCAAAUUGGUCUCUUAGUUACUCCUCUCUUGGUCAUUGCUGGAUGGAUCAUUGGUCAACCUAUGACUCUGUUCUUUGAAAACUUUGAAACCGUCGUUUUAUUUUCCAGCGUACUCAUAGUUAAUUACCUGAUUGCCGACGGUAAAAGCAAUUGGUUGGAAGGCGCCAUGUUACUGGUUGCUUAUACUAUCAUCGCCAUUGCUUUCCUUUUCCACCCCACCAAUGAACCUGAUAUUCACUCAUAGGGUGGAUAUGGCCAUUUAAGGUUGGCAUUAUAAAUGUGUAUGUCAAUUUCUGCAAUGGAGAGCGAGUAACCGACAAAAUAAAAAUCUUUAUUGAAACCAUCCGCG